Paramuricea clavata is the source of this 1146-nucleotide messenger RNA. NCBI's taxonomy places the organism in Eukaryota, Metazoa, Cnidaria, Anthozoa, Malacalcyonacea, Plexauridae. The record is from the annotation of a GenBank genome assembly.
AUGUUUGAUACAUUUGAAGAAAGAUGUCGGUCCAUUAAACCUCCAACAGAGAUGUCCUUUAUAACAGGCGGUGUGACCAUUUUGCUCAUCCUCACCAAUAUUCCUGGAAAUAUUCUCGUUAUCCUGGCCGUUGUUUUGGAUCCAAACAAAAACUUGCGAACUCCUUUCAACUGGUUAGUGGUAAAUUUAGCAGCAGCUGAUAUAAUGGUUGGCAUUAUCGCUCAGCCUCUCGCGGUUUAUUUUCACAUCACAGAAGGUUUGGAAGACGGAGUUGACGCUGAAGAAUCAAUAGCAAUCUACAUAGUUUACUUCACUUCGUGUACAGCAUCCAUUCUUAGCGUUUCAAGUCUCGCUGUUGAAAGAUAUUUGGCUGUAAGGAAACCAAAUACUUAUCGUACUAAGGUGACUAAUAAACGGAUUUUGCUAACAAUAGCGAUGAUUUGGGUGAUUUCUUUGAGUUUACCUAACAUCAAUCUUAAUGUUGGUUUUUCUACAUACGCAUUCAUAUUUACCAACAGCUCUGUGGUAGUGGGUGUAAUAAUAAUUUGUAGAACAUAUACUCUGGUGAAGCACAAAGUUAGUAUGAGUGAAAUGAGAUCCCAUCAUGGGCGGUGUAGGUCGAUUCUUUUAACUUUAGGAGAAGGAGGAAAUAAACCAUCGCAACACGAAAGCCCUUCAGCUGUCAUCACAGAGACAGAUUACCCAAAUGCUAGAACUCAAAACAGACAUUCGUUCGAACAAAAUACUCCAUCAACUUCAACAGAAAAAAACUUACCAUCGCAAGUUCGAAGCCCGCUUCCAACUGUCAACACAACCAUAAGUUCCUCGAACGCUAUCACUAGCAGCAGGCAACUGUUGGAAGCUAAGGUUACUAAAAUAUUCCUGAUCGUCCUCGUAGCUCUGUUGUGUUGCUAUGGACCCUCGACUAUACUGAUAUACGUGGUAAGCUUCUGCGAAGAUUGCAGUUGUACAACCCUUCAUUGUCUUGAAGACAUCAGUGUCUUGUUCACUUUUAUGAAUUCUAGCAUUAACUUUUUUUGUUAUGCUCUAAGAUCCAGCAGAUUCCGAAACUCGUUUCUCAAAUUGUUAAGAAUGAAUCGUCGUCGAAACUUUUCGAGCUCUUUCAACGCUGCCAUUGCGCAAUAG